AUGAGGGAGACUUUUUGCAUGCCUGGGCUAGAGAAUGGAGAUUUGUGGCUGGUGCUUCAUUUAGAUUAUUCAAGUGGACUCCAGAUUUCGAUUUCCACAGGGAGUCAUCAUUGGCUCCUCAAGCACCUUUACCGGCAAGAUUGUCUUCGUAUCCUAGCAUCGCGAUUUGGCCGAUACUUGGGUACAGAUCAUGCUACCUUAAAUCGCACACGGGCCUCUGGUGCUUGUAUCUGUGUUGAAAUUGAUCUAGUGGCUUAUAUGGUAGAAUGCUUUCCGAUCACAUUUGGUUCGACAACUCUUUGGCAACGUGUUAAAUAUGAAAAACUUGGUUUCUAUUGUAAAAAGUGCAGGAGGCAGGGUCACACAGAGGUUGUUUGUAGAGUGGGUCAACAAUUUCAUGAGAAGCAGAAAAUGAAGAAAGUCGUAACUAUUGGCCCGGAAAAGCAAGAGUGGAGACAAAAAAUUGGAAACGUGGGUAGUGAUGUGGGAAUAGAAAAUCGACAUGUGCAGGAGGGUGGAGGUAUGACUACGUUGGAUGCAAGUGUUUUUGGUGGUACAACCCACGAGCAAGGAAAUGAUAAUAUAGAGAAGGUUGGUGAAAGUAGUAGAGGAAUAAAUCUGUUCGUGGAUAAUGAUAAGGAGAAAAUGGAUGUCAUGGAGAUUGAAUUGGGGAGAGAUAAUAAUAUGGAUGAGGAUGGAACUGUAGCGUCGAAAACUACUGGGAUCGAAAUUGCUAAGCUUGGAGGAGACACUCACAUGAUACCUUUAGGUGGGGAUUAUUUGGUGGAUGGGAAGCAAACAAGGGAAGAAGGAGAAAUAGAGGAUAGAGAGACAAUUUUAAAUGGAGAUAUGGUGGUCACGGUCAAGGGUAACGAACAAAUAAAUGAAAUGACCAUGCACAUAAUGCUAAGGACAGAAGAAGAUCAAGGUGUCAAAGACAAUGCUGAGGAAUUACAAGAGGACUCUAGGGAUCAUUGCGUUGCAAACGAGGACGAAUUUUUCUCAACUCGGGGAGAAUGA
This is a messenger RNA of Fraxinus pennsylvanica, 1020 nucleotides long. Lineage: Eukaryota; Viridiplantae; Streptophyta; Magnoliopsida; Lamiales; Oleaceae. The record is from the annotation of a GenBank genome assembly.